Molecule: messenger RNA, 1656 nt
Organism: Solanum pennellii
Lineage: Eukaryota; Viridiplantae; Streptophyta; Magnoliopsida; Solanales; Solanaceae
Exons: 2
Coding region: 161-1435 (424 amino acids)
Source: RefSeq, a predicted model, not a curated record
GCCAUUUUGGUCAAAAGUGUGAAAUUUUUGUAUAUAAAUAGAGGGCUUCCCCUCAUAAAUAAAAUCAUCAGUCUUCCACUACUCUCUUCUCUCUACAAUUAUUCCUCUUUAACGCUUCCACCCAAAAUUGGUAUCAGAGCUAGCUAGUUAAAUAAUAACUAUGGAAAAUUCUGGAGCUACAAAUCUACAAAAACAGAUUACCUAUCAAGAAAAAGGAACACAAACUGAACCAGAUACAACAGAAGAAAUACUCAAAGCUAUUAAUACACUUUCUACGAAGGUGGAUAGUAUGGGAAAAGAGUUACAAAAUCUAAAAGCUAAUAGUCAGCAGCAUGACUAUAAAUAUGCGGAGCUACGCCAACAUACAGAGUUACGUCGAUCGGAAGACGCUAAAAUUCCAGAGCUACAAGGAGACGAUGGGAAACUCCAAAAAACCCUUAACAUUUGUUUAAAUGCAGCUACAGCCAGCACAUCUACAGCAGGACAACCUACAAAAAAUGAGGAGACUAAAAUAAAAUACACAAAUACAAACUUGAAUAAGUUAUUCUCAAAACCGUAUACACCUCAAAGUACCCAGAAAGAUAUAUUCAUACCACCACAAAUAAAUACCUACAAAGCCAGCCUAGAUUCAGAUAAACAAACAUAUAACCACAUUACCAGAAUGUAUAUAGAAAAUAUAUACAAAGUACAGACUUUUCUAAACAAAAACCCUAAAGCCAAAAAUACGAGAAACCCUGAACAAGACUACAUAACCCAACAUCUACAAGGAUACAAUAAACUAAUUGCACAACCAGGAACGAAUCCAAACCUAGUAGCAACUUGCUACAAUUACGGACUAAUAAGCACAGUAUAUACUAUUACUGGAGACGAAGUAGCUAAAAUACCUGAGCUACAUAAGGCACUUCUGCAAUAUAAAAGAAUAACUAAAGGAACUUUAUUUUAUAUAAAGUUCUACUCAGCAACAGCAGAGAUACUAUAUGAAGAAAUUAAACCUACAAUACAAGUUAUUAAGAUAGGUUUAACCAGAGAUAUGAUAAUACCAGAAAAAAUAGAUAUACAAGAAGAGAUACAGAAGGUGGAUAUCCCAAAUUUUUAUGCAAACAAAAGAACUAUUGGGAUAGCUACUAUAUUAAAUGAGUUAUCAAACAAUUACCUAAAUGAAAAUGCAAUUUGGAGUUAUUACAACAGAGAUCAAACAAUGAUAUACUCCAAUUGUAAAGAUAUAAGAGUAGCAGAUAUGGAAGAAGUACGACAAUGGAUAUUAAGUCUACUGAAACCAGAACAAAUACCUACAACAAGGGCUAUCAGGAAAAAUUUCAUUUCUCAAGAUUUGAUGACCAGAUAUUGCAAACUGAUCGGACAAAAGUAUCCAGACCAUCUAUGUUCAAAAUGCAAUGGCGAAGAUAACUAUGUCCCGGGAGUACAACUGGAGUAAACUAAGGAGAAGAAGAUAAGACAUAAAGAUAUGUGUACAAAUUAGUCAUAAUCAUUGUCGGCCAUAUAUAAAAAUGUAAAGGCCAUUAAAUAAAAUAGAAUAUAGUAUGUCGGCCAUUUGGCCAAAGUUUAUUUUGUUUUCUUGUAAAAAAGUCGUAAAGUAAAUAGUGUCAGUGUAAAUAGUAAGAGUCAAGUUACUGUGUAAAUAGUAAAGGUCAAGUA